Messenger RNA from Cylindrotheca closterium, 1521 nucleotides. Lineage: Eukaryota; Bacillariophyta; Bacillariophyceae; Bacillariales; Bacillariaceae. The record is from the annotation of a GenBank genome assembly.
AUGGGACAAGGAGCUAGUACUCCCAAACAACGACGAAAGAAGAAAAAGUCCAAGAAAUCGAAUAACAAUAAGACUGAUAAUAAUAACCAUGAUCAGGACGACCUAUCGCUCUUGAAAUUGGAACAAAAGAUUGCCUUGACCAAGGAGAAUCUGAUUCGGACCAAGCAACUUGGGGGAGUAAACAAACGGACCCAAGAAGAUGAGAUUUAUUACUUUGAAAUGGAGCUCUACAAGAAGAAGUACAUUUUGCACAAACGGGGGCACGAUGCCAAGCAAUAUCUUUCCUUUUGGGAAUAUGUGGAAAUUGUCAAUACGGUAUUGCAUGCAGAUUCCACUGAUUAUAGCGUGGCCAGUGGUGACAUGACUUUGGAACAACAUAAGGCGGCCCAAGAACAAGAAAAAGAAAAACGCAAGGCUGCUGCUGGAACGCUCGCCAAACACAAUGGACAUUUCAAUGUCUAUUCCUUCUUUGAAGCCUUUUUGUUGAGGAGAUUGCACAUUGCCAUGAUUCUCAAACAUCAACGUGCCAAACAAUCGGAUGUAUGGAACGAUGUCAUCAUGUCUCUGUACAAUAUAAUGCCUGGAAUGAAGAAACGGAACAAGGCUGCCAACGAGAAACUCAUUGUUAUCAAACCAGAAUCCAAUGAAACCAUGAGAGAAAUGAUAAAGUUGCAAAAGAAAAAAGUAAAGCUCUACGAGCAUAUGGUAGAGAAUCUCAAGGCCGAAAUUGAAGAAGAGGAAAUGGCAAACUCUUUGGAUCCGGAUGAUCCACUCGUUGUGGAUGCGGAUGAACCACCACCUUCGACCAUCGGAGGGGAGGACGAGGAUGUGAAUACGGCCAAAUAUUAUCAAAACAACGGCCGUCGCGGCCUGGACGAUGACGAAAUGUCCUUCAAGUCGUUCACUUCCCGCAAGUCCAGUCGCUCCAAACGACGCACCUCCAAGAACCCCACCGCCGCCAACGGUGUCGAACAGGCACCUCGAUGGAAAAAGUCCAGUCGGUCCAAACUAAGCAAGGCCAGCAAUCGGGAUGUGACCAAUGGUGGGGAGGCACUCGAUUCCUCCUAUCGAUCCGCAAAUUCCAGUCGUCGUCGAUCGCCAUCGCCGGCCUAUAAUUCUCCAAUGGCCUCGCCCAUGAAAUCACCCAACCAAGAACCAUCCCCAGCCGCAGGAGGAGGAGGAGCCGAUGGCAAUGAUAAGGCUCCCAUUACCGACGAUGACAUUGAACGAUUUUUAUAUCCCAACAAACCCCUUCGGAAAUCGGGAGGCUCCAGCAGGCGCAAUAUUAAAAAUAGAGGAGGAGAACAAUCAUUGUUGCCACCGUCAGAAUUGGAAUUUGUGGAUCAAGACGGUGGGGGUCGAAGCAUUGUCUCGGGACUACACGAUGAUUCUUCGGUUGGUUCCGGGAGCAAUGCUCCGCAAUCCUUGGCUGACAUCAAGGCUAAAAAGAAGGAAUUGGAUGGUUUGAUCAAGGCCAUGGAAACACCGGGAGAAGAAGGUGAAAGCGCGAACAGCAGUUAG